CUGUCUCGGGUAGGCAGUCUCGGGGCGAGGUCGCUGUCCGUGGGUGCCGAAUGUGAGUGAUCUGAACCCGCACAGGACUGCUGCUGCUCUCUGUUGUCCAAACCCGGAGCCUUUUGGCAGUGAGGUCGCUCACCGCUCUUCUGGGGCCCACCAUGAGACGCUUGGGCUCCGUGCAGCGGAAAAUGCCGUGUGUGUUUGUGACGGAGGUGAAAGAUGAGCCUUCCGCCAAAAGGGAGCAUCAGCCAUUUAAAGUUUUGGCAACUGAAACUGUAAGUCACAAGGCAUUAGAUGCAGAUAUAUACAGUGCAAUUCCAACAGAAAAAGUGGAUGGAACAUGUUGUUAUGUUACUACCUACAAAGAUCAGCCAUAUCUUUGGGCUCGACUAGAUAGAAAACCCAACAAAAAAGCUGACAAAAGAUUUAAAAAUUUUCUACAUUCCAAAGAAAACUCAAAAGAAUUUCUUUGGAAUGUUGAGGAGGAUUUCAAACCUGUUCCAGAGUGCUGGAUACCAGCAAAGGAAAUAGAAAAAUUAAAUGGAAAUCCAGUACCUGAUGAAAAUGGACACAUUCCUGGUUGGGUACCGGUGGAGAAAAACAACAAACAGUAUUGCUGGCAUUCCUCUGUAGUUAAUUAUGAAUUUGAAAUUGCUCUGGUACUAAAGCAUCAUCCGGAUGAUCCUGGACUUUUGGAAAUUAGUGCAGUGCCACUGUCGGAUCUCUUAGAACAAACAUUGGAGCUUAUAGGAACAAAUAUCAAUGGAAACCCCUAUGGGUUAGGAAACAAGAAACAUCCAUUACAUCUUCUUGUACCACAUGGAGCAUUUCAAAUAAGAAAUUUGCCUACAUUGAAGCACAGUGAUCUGUUGUCCUGGUUUGAAGGUUKCGAAGAGGGUAAAAUUGAAGGAAUAGUAUGGCAUUGCCAUGAUGGCUGCUUAAUUAAGGUCCAUCGCCAUCAUCUUGGUUUAUGCUGGCCAAUUCCAGAUACUUAUAUUAAUUCAAAACCCGUUAUUAUCAACGUGAACCUGAACAAAUAUGACUAUGCCUUUGAUGAUACCAAGUGUUUGUUUAGUCAUUUUUCAAAAAUAAAUAAUCAGAAAUUUGGUAGGCUCAAAGACAUAAUAUUUGAUGUAUAAAAUGAAAAUGUAAUUAAAAUUACUUUUGUAUGUUCAAAUCUUGAAUAUUCUGCCAUGUUAAAAGGUAAAACUGAGGUUUACUGUUGUGUACUAUGAAACAUCAGUGUCUUCUGGCAUUUGAAGAAAUUAAUUUUCCUCUUGGAAAUACCUAUUCAGAAUCAACACAUUAAUUUUAACCUCUGGACAUAAAAAAUGUAAAAAUGAACAGUAUGCUCCCCAAGCUUGUAUAACUUGAUUCUAUCCAAUGUAACUGGGUKGUAAAUUUAAAGGCAACAAUUAAACCAGUAAUUUUUUUUUAAUCAAUACAUUAAAUACCUUGAGCUCAAUUUAAUCCUCCUAGACAUUUAACAAAAUGUAUGUCUUAAUCUUAUAACUUAAUGGUUGUAUGUACAGAUCAUAGUAUUUGACAAUCUUAAUUGUUAAAUAUGUAUAAAUUCAAAAAUAUAUUUUUCUAAUAAGUUGAAAAUUUUCUAUAAUUUACUAAAACUUCCAAUUUAAGUAAAAGUAGAACAUAUUGAGAAGGAAAGUCUUUAGUUCACGGAUUUGCUUGAUUACAGAUGAAACUUAUAUAAUUAA
Urocitellus parryii (Arctic ground squirrel) is the source of this 1709-nucleotide messenger RNA. RefSeq names its product RNA 5'-phosphate and 3'-OH ligase 1 (gene Rlig1). Gene Ontology annotation, molecular function: RNA ligase (ATP) activity. Gene Ontology annotation, biological process: response to reactive oxygen species. NCBI's taxonomy places the organism in Eukaryota, Metazoa, Chordata, Mammalia, Rodentia, Sciuridae. The record is from RefSeq and is a predicted model, not a curated record.